CUGUCAGAGAGAAGCUGUGCAGCUCUGGCCUCAGUUCUCAGCUUCCAGUCCUCUAGUCUGAGAGAGCUGGACCUGAGUCACAACGAUCUGCAGGAUUCAGGAGUGAAGCGUCUCUCUGCUGGACUGGAGAGUCCACACUGCAGACUGGAGGCUCUCAGGCUGUCAGGCUGUCUGCUCACACAGGAAGGCUGUGCUUCUCUGGCCUCAGCUCUGAGCUCCAACCCCUCCCAUCUGAGAGAGCUGGACCUGAGCUACAAUCAUCCAGGAGACUCAGGAGUGAAGCUGCUCUCUGCUGGACUGGAGGAUCCAACCUGGAGACUGGAGGCUCUCAGGGUGGACCAUGGUGGGGAGCAGUGGUUGAAACCAGGCCUGAGGAAGUAUUCCUGUGAACUCAAACUGGACACAAACACAGCUCACAGACACCUCGUCCUGUCUGAGGACAACAGGAAGGUGACAGGAGUGAGACAGAAGCAGCCAUAUCCUGAUCACCCAGAGAGGUUUGACUACUGGAAACAGAUCCUGUGUAGAGAUGGUCUGACUGGUCGCUGCUACUGGGAGGUCGAGUGGAGACGAUUGGUUUCUAUAGCAGUGACUUACAGAGGAAUCAGAAGGAGAGGAGACAGUUGUGACUGUGAGCUUGGAGGGAAUGAAAACUCCUGGAGUCUGUUCUGCUCUGAUGAAAGAUUCACUGCCAGACACAAUAACAGAGAGACAGACAUCCCUGCCUCCUCCUCCUCUCACAGAGUGGCAGUGUAUCUGGACUGGCCUGCUGGCUCUCUGUCCUUCUACAGCGUCUCCUCUGACACACUGAUCCACCUCCACACCUUCAGCAGCACCUUCACUCAGCCUCUGUACCCGGGGUUUUGGGUUUGGUCUGGUUCCUCAGUGUCUCUGUUUCCCUGCGCAGUGGACUACACAGGGUGCGCCGCCAUGUUCAGUGUGAUUCCAAACCACAGGGAGCAGUUUGAAGGGUCCUGUGAACUGUGCAGGGAACAAGUGAACAACGGCUCCUCACUUCGCCCAGUUCGCCAACGGAUAUUACCCAUCAGUCAUUGCGCGCCGGCGAGUCGAACCAACGGUUAA
Messenger RNA from Myripristis murdjan (pinecone soldierfish), 1083 nucleotides. Its product is annotated as butyrophilin subfamily 2 member A2-like. The annotation marks the transcript as partial. Gene Ontology annotation, molecular function: protein binding. The transcript is spliced from 5 exons. The record is from RefSeq and is a predicted model, not a curated record. NCBI's taxonomy places the organism in Eukaryota, Metazoa, Chordata, Actinopteri, Holocentriformes, Holocentridae.